Zea mays is the source of this 2185-nucleotide messenger RNA. RefSeq lists its product as uncharacterized. Gene Ontology annotation, molecular function: protein binding. NCBI's taxonomy places the organism in Eukaryota, Viridiplantae, Streptophyta, Magnoliopsida, Poales, Poaceae. The transcript has 5 exons. The record is from RefSeq and is marked provisional. The coding region runs from base 462 to 1892 and encodes 476 amino acids.
CUGUUGCCCUCCGGAAAUCCAAAGCUCCCGGCCUCCUGCACUGCGUCCCUGUCAGGCCUGCUAAGCUCCAGCCAAAAAAUCGUUGGCCUCGGUCUGGUGCCUGCUCCUCCUGCCGUCCUCGCUCCUCCCCACCUCCCGCGGCCUCCCACGCGACAUGAUUGCAUUGCGGGCUGCCGCGGAGCUCAGCUCUCCUGUCCUGCCACCACCACGCCGCUGACGAUGCCUUCCUCUCGCCUGCCUCUGCCUGCGCACAACCGAAACGGCUAGCCCGCCCUUCCUCCCCUCCCCUUUGCUUCCGCACCAAGAUUUGGGCGGGCGUUCCUUCUUCCGAUAAAGUUGACACCCGUCGUCUCGUCGUGGGCCUGGCAGAUACUGAUAGGUGGUCUGGUUCGUGACUUGUUCAGUCCUCCUCUCCAGGUGCCGAGCCAGGGUGACUGUUCCGAGGAGCGUGGCGUGGACCCAUGGGGAAGAAGGGCAAGUGGUUCGGCGCCGUCAAGAAGGUCUUCAGCCCCGAAUCCAAGGAGAAGAAAGAGGAGAGGCUAAGGAGGAAAUCAGCAGCUAGCAACCCAGCACCGGUAGAUCUGACCCCAUCUACCUCCCUGGAAGUCAAUGUUUCGGUGCCACCCCCUCCGGCUCCUCCUCCAGUUCCUCGCCAGACCGACGAGGUCAGGGUCCCCGAAGCCGAGCAGGAGCAGAGCAAGCAUGUCACCCUGGAGGAGGCCCCUGCUGCUGCUGCUGCCCCAGCACAGGCGUCGGUGCUGCCACCUGGUGCGCCAACCGAAGAGCUCGCCGCAAUCAAGAUCCAGACCGCCUUCCGAGGUUACCUGGCAAGGAGGGCACUAAGAGCACUACGAGGCCUUGUACGAUUGAAGUCAUUGGUUGAGGGUAAUUCAGUUAAGCGUCAAUCUGCAAGCACUCUGCGCUGUAUGCAAACUCUAUCGCGGGUGCAGUCACAAAUACGAUCUAGGAGAGCAAAGAUGUCCGAGGAGAACCAGGCCCUCCAACGCCAGCUCCUACUUAAACAGGAACUGGAGAAUUUCAGAAUGGGUGAGAACUGGGACGACAGCACUCAAUCCAAGGAGCAAAUCGAGGCAAGCCUAAUAAGCAGGCAAGAGGCAGCGAUAAGAAGAGAAAGAGCUCUUGCAUAUGCAUUUUCACAUCAGUGGAAGAGCACAUCAAGAUCUGCGAACCCAAUGUUUGUAGACCCAAAUAACUUGCAGUGGGGCUGGAGCUGGUUGGAGCGCUGGAUGGCAGCAAAACCUUGGGAGGGACGCAAUGGGACCGACAAGGAGAGCAACAUUGAUCGCGGCUCCGUCAAGAAUAUGAGCUUGAACCUUGGAGUUGGAGAGGGUGAGAUCACAAAAGCUUUCAACCGCCGGGACUCAAAGCCAGAGAAGCCAUCACCACCGACUCCAAAACCGGCCCGUCCAGCUUCCAGGCAAUCCCCUUCGACGCCCUCUGCUAGAGUGGCCCCAAUACCUGCGAGGAGGAAAUCCAGCACGCCAAAGAAUGGGCUUUCACAGGUGGACGAUGACGUGAGGAGCGUGCUCAGUGUGCAGUCUGAGCGACCAAGGAGGCACAGCAUAGCCACGACGUCGACCAUGCGGGACGAUGAGAGCCUCGCGAGCUCCCCGUCGCUCCCGAGCUACAUGGUUCCCACAGAAUCUGCGAGGGCCAAAUCUCGCACAGCAACGGCCAAUGGCGCAGAGACGCCUGAGAAAGGAGGCUCUGCUGGACCAGUCAAGAAGAGGUUGUCUUUCCAAGGUGGAGCUGCGGCUGCCUCACCGAUGCGACGGCAUUCUGGCCCUCCCAAGGUGGAGAGCGCUGUGAAGGACAUUGCUGCGCCACCACAGCCUGAGGCCUUGGUAGCCAAUGGUGGUGGAAGCAAGUGACUUGUAUUGACAAGUUCCAGGAUGGGGGAGCGGGUUAUGGUCUUAUGGAGGGACAUGUUUCAUCCGUGAACAGAAGUUAAGAGUGGUGCCGGAUCUACGAAUGGUUUGAAUUGUUUUCCCGUUACAACCACAUUGUUUGCUGUAUAAGAUUCACUGUACCUGCCAGUUGGUUCCAUUUGUUGUUUUCUGUAAAACAAACAUCAAUUUGUCACUAGAAUCUGUGAUGCUUGUAUGUAAACAGGUCCUCUAUUUAUGUGAGCCAUAUAUUUCAUUUUCAGAAGAUUCCUUGUGCU